Zeugodacus cucurbitae (melon fly) is the source of this 1845-nucleotide messenger RNA. Its product is annotated as serine protease grass-like. The transcript has 6 exons. Lineage: Eukaryota; Metazoa; Arthropoda; Insecta; Diptera; Tephritidae. Gene Ontology annotation, biological process: proteolysis. Bases 251 to 1408 code for a protein of 385 amino acids. Gene Ontology annotation, molecular function: serine-type endopeptidase activity. The record is from RefSeq and is a predicted model, not a curated record.
AGUGCUUUAGAAAAAUCGAAUAAAUUGAAAUCGAAAUAAUUGAAUUCAACUAGUCUUCGUAUUUCGUAUAAAAAAGAAAUGCCGAGUACUCGUCUCUUUAAUCAUACACUCUCAAUGGAGUUCAUCAAGCUCUGUAGAUAAGCAAGACUUUCAUGGAAUUGUUUAUUUUAUGGCUUGGACGUUACGCUUUCAUUUCACUUUUAACCGCGACAUCGAUCAGAGCACAUCAGUUCUUAGUUGAAGACUCACAAUGAGGCACCAAAUAAUUAAUUUUUCCUGUUCUACGCUGCUAAUAAUGCUGCAAGUAUUCAUGUUGUCAAAUGCUGCCUAUACUGCGCGCAAUAAUUUCCGAAAUGAGGAGGUUCAACUACCUUGUCAUGCACCAAAUGGUUCACAGGGAGUUUGUCUAUAUUAUAAGGAAUGUGCUAAUCUAACAAAUUGGAGAAUACAAAAUAAUAUACAUGAUGCAGAUGACGUUGAAAAAAUGCUUUGCGGAAAUGGUGGUGUACACCUUUGCUGUAAUCGAACCAAUUACUAUUUUCCUGACACCAAUUAUAUAACACAAUUAGAUCCUAAAGGCUUGGAAAUACUCAACGAAGUAGAGUGUAAUCGACUAUCAGGAGAUCGUGUAUCCAAUGGGAAAGCAGCAACGCUAGGCCAAUAUCCAUUUAUGGCAUUAUUGAAAUAUAACAGGGAUGGUGAUCAAUUCUUAUGCGGUGGAACAUUGAUAACAUCCAGAUUCGUGCUGACGGCCGCACAUUGUAUAACACAGGACUUAUUUAGAGUACGAUUGGGGGAACAUGAUACUUCAACAGCAGUGGACUGUGAUGACUCAAAACGCCUAUGUCUGCCAAAAACGGGGGAAUACGAAAUCGCACAAAUCUUUAGCCAUCCCGAUUAUUCGAUUCGACGACUUACACAUGAUGUGGCGUUGCUAAAAUUGAAAACUGAGGUCAUAACUCAAGUGCAUAUUAAACCCAUUUGUCUACCCAUUUCGCAGCUCGUCUAUGAUCAGAGCAAUACAAUACGACAUUAUACCAUUGCCGGCUGGGGACGUACCGAAAGUAAUGAAAAAAGUAAUGUAUUACAACAUGCAAAAAUUCCUCAUCAAGCACGUGAUGUUUGUCAGAGGGCUUUCUCCCGAUUCGGCGUAAACAUUACCCACGACCAUAUUUGUGCUGGCGGUGAGAAUAGAAUCGAUACAUGUAAAGGUGAUUCGGGUGGCCCGCUAUUUGCAACCGUACCCUUUAAGUUAUUCAACAACUUAAUAAUCAGACGUCAAGUACAAUUCGGAAUUGUUUCGUUCGGCUUGACCGGUUGUGGUGAUAGAAAUGUGAUCGCCGCGGCGUAUUCAAAUUUAAUGGAAUAUAUGCCUUGGCUCACUGAAAUCAUUGGCAACAAUACAUGAGUAUUUAUAUAUAUACCUAAGUAACUGAUAUGAAAAAGUAUUUAAAAAUAUUUAAAUUUUAAAAUAGUAUAUAUAGAAACAUACAAAAUUACUCUGCUUUCUGUACUUAUUCCUCAGCUAUUAAUCUGCAAAAAUCACAUAAAUAAUAACACGAGCAGACAUACAGGCAUACAUAUAUACAACAACAUCAAAACAAACAAUUAACAUUUUAAAAUUUCCCAGUCGCGAUAAGCGCGUCUUCGGGUUUAGCGAGAAACAUUAUUUUCAAGUUAGGUCAGUGAUUUUGCGAAUCAACAAAAAAAUUUUAUAAGAUAAGUUUUACCACAAAAAAGCUCUCACUUUGUUCCCACUCAUCAUAUUAUAAAUUAUUAAUUUUUUGGUGCUGGAUUUUGCUGAUUAUUUUAGUCGACUCAAUUAUUUUCAUUAUUUUGCUGCUA